AUGGCCGUGGCCUGCGCGCAUGCCCAGCCCGCGUGGGCGCUGGCGCUCGCGGCGCUGGGGCUGCUCGUGUCCGCGCGCGCCGCGGCGCGCCUCGCGCUGUGGUUGUACGCGGCGUUCCUCCGCCCGGCGAGGCCGCUGCGCCGCCGCUACGGCGCGUGGGCGGUCGUCACCGGCGCCACGGACGGGAUCGGCCGCGCGCUGGCCUCCCGCCUGGCCGGGGCCGGGCUCGGGCUCGUCCUCGUCGGCCGCAGCCCCGACAGGCUCGCCGCCGCCUCGGCCGACAUCAGAGCCAGGCACCCCGGCGCUCAGGUACGCACCUUCGUCCUGGACCUCGCCGCCGACGGGCUCGCCGCGAGGGUGGGUGCGCUCGGGGAGUACAUCCGGGACCUCGACGUCGGCGUGCUCGUGAACAACGCCGGCGCGUGCUACCCGUACGCGCGCUACUUCCACGAGCUGGACGAGGCGCUGGCGCGGGACAUGGUGCGGAUCAACGUGGAGGCCACCACGCGGGUGACGCACGCCGUGCUCCCCGGCAUGGUGGAGCGCGGGCGGGGCGCCAUCGUGAACAUCGGCUCCGGCGGCGCCUCCAACAUGCCGUCCUGCCCGCUCCACACCGUCUACGCCGCCACCAAGGCGUUCGUUGAUCAGUUCUCUAGAGCCCUCUACGUGGAGUACAAGAGCAAAGGCAUUGAUGUGCAGUGCCAGGUACCCAUGUACGUGGCGACGAAGAUGGCGUCCAUCAGGAACCCGAGCUUUUUCGCGCCGUCGCCGGAGGCGUACUCCCGCGCCGCCGUCCGCUACAUCGGGUACGAGCCCCGGUGCACGCCGUACUGGCCGCACGCUCUAUGGAAGCUCGUUUGGCUUCUGCCCGGGCCCGUCGCCGACAGGGUGAUCCUCAGCAUGGCCCUCGACGGCCGCGCCAAGGGGAGGGCCAAGGACGCCAGGAAGAAGGCGCAGUGAGCAAGUUCCUCUGGCUGCAGCUAACGCUGAGCUGCUGCUGGGUGUUUGUUUCUUCAGGCUACUUCCUGUCAGAAACGGGAGGUGAUAAUGUUAUUGGCAUUCUACCAACAUCUAUGUAAUCCUAGUAGGCUGGUAUAUAUGCUGUUUGUCUCUUAAUACUGCCGCCCAUAGGCUCAUGUAAAAUAUUGUGAUGGGACCCGCUGUUUUUGGCGGAAAUAAGUGUGGUGGACAUAAGAGUAUUUGUGUCAUAUUGAUCAUA
Panicum hallii is the source of this 1219-nucleotide messenger RNA. RefSeq names its product very-long-chain 3-oxoacyl-CoA reductase 1-like. NCBI's taxonomy places the organism in Eukaryota, Viridiplantae, Streptophyta, Magnoliopsida, Poales, Poaceae. The record is from RefSeq and is a predicted model, not a curated record. Gene Ontology annotation, cellular component: endoplasmic reticulum. Gene Ontology annotation, molecular function: ketoreductase activity. Bases 1 to 960 code for a protein of 319 amino acids. The transcript is spliced from 3 exons.